UUAAAGUACUUAAGGUUUUUGGACAUAACUAUCUAAUAGAACGGCGCCAAUAACUUACUGAUAAAACUUAGUAUUAGGCCGACAGUUCGAUGCUCAACGCGCUAGAACCAUUCAAAAAAAGGACAUAAAAAAAGAGAUAAAUAUAGUACAGGGACUGAAAGAUGAUUAGCAGCGCUACAUCUAAGACUCAAGUCGGCAAAAAACGCGAGCAAUGUGGCUCCUGUCCCAAUCGCUUCUAUCGAGACAAACGCCAAGUGGUUGCUGAAGACUCGGAUACCACAGAGGUUGAGUCCUCCACUGAUGAAGAAGAUCGCUGGAAAGAGGUGGCACGAGCCGCCGAAAUACCAGCCGACUAUUACAACAUACAGAAGCUGGUGAAGUACAUCAAGGCGGGCAAUCAGACGGCCACAAUAGUAUCGCUGUGCUGCUUGAAGGACUAUGAUUUGCGCACGCAAAUCAAUCAGUUUGCCAUACAGGACAUUGGCGGCCUCGAUGUGCUGGUGAACAUCUUGGAGUGCAACGAUACCAAGUGCUGUCUGGGCGCACUCAGCGUGCUCGCCGAGAUCUCACUGAACAUUGACAUACGCAAGACGAUUGUUGAUCUCGAUGGCGUACCCUUGAUAGUGGAUGUCCUCAACUCUUCCAUGAAGGACCUGAAGACCAUGGCGGCCGAGACGCUGUCCAAUGUUAGCAAAGUGCGCUUAGCUAGAAAAUAUGUGCGUACCUGUGGAGGUAUACCCAAGUUGGUGGAUCUUUUGGAUAUUAAGUUAAACAUUUUACAAACUCCACGGGAACUACUUGCUAGCGAGGAAAGAGAAUCAUUGGAUAUGGCACGCGCUGGCGCCCGUGCUCUAUGGACCUUGGCCGAUUCGAAGCACAACAUGGAGCAGAUGCGGAAGAGUGGCAUUGUGCCGCUCAUGGCACGUCUCCUCAAGUCCGUGCACAUCGAUGUGGUCAUUCCGAUAAUGGGCACGGUGCAGAAAUGCGCAUCGGAGCCUAAGUUCCAGCUAGCCAUUACUACGGAGGGCAUGAUAGCCGACAUUGUGCUGCACCUAGCAUCAGAGAACACGGACCUGAAGACGCAGGGCAGCACGGCCAUAUACAAGUGUGCCUUCGACAAUACCACACGCGAUUUGGUGCGUGAAGCGAACGGCUUGGAGCCGCUGGUCACCAUCAUCAAGGAUAAGGCGUCACGCGAUAAUAAACCGCUGCUGCGUGGGGCUACUGGUGCCAUCUGGAUGUGUGCCAUGUCGGAUUUGAAUGUCAAGCAGUUCGAUUCCCUUCGUACAGUCAAUCAUUUGGUGGCCCUGCUCAAUGAUGAGUGCGAUGAGGUGCUAACCAACGUAACGGGCGCACUCUCCGAAUGCGUACGCUUCCAGAACAAUCGUGAGGCACUGCGUCAGGCCAAUGGAUUGCCAUCUAUGGUCUCAUUGCUCAACUCCUCGCACGCACCACUGCUCGAGAACUUGGCCAAGGCGAUCAAAGAGUGUGCUGAAGAUCCGGAAAGCAUGCGCGUCUUAGAGGAUUUGGAUGCAGUGCGCCUAGUCUGGUCUCUGCUCAAGAACAACAAUACUCGCGUGCAGGCCUACGCUGCCUAUGCCAUUUGUCCGUGCGUGAAGAAUGCCCGCGAAUCGGCGGAGCUGGUACGCAGUCUAGUGGGUGCCAUGGAACUUGUGGUGGGCCUCCUCAAGUCUAAGGAUAUGAUGGUUCUAUCCUCGGUGUGUGCAGCCAUUGCCACUAUAGCCAUCGAUCAAACCAAUCUAGCAAUUCUCACCGAUCUGCGUGUCAUCUAUAAACUGGCUGAUUUGGUUAACACCACCGACGACCUGCUCCGGCAGAAUUUGGCCGCUGCUGUGGCUGCCUGUGCCACCUUUGGUAACAAUACCGAAGAGCUGGGUCGCCUCCGCACUGUUACCCCCAUUGUCACUUACAUGACCAGCGAUGAUCCAAUGGUGCAUCGCAGCACGGCUAUGGCACUGGAGAAGUUAUCUAUGGAUCCACAAAAUUGUAUCACCAUGCACCAGAGCGGCGUUGUGCCCUUCCUUCUCGAGUGCGUCGGCUCCACCAACAAGGACCUGCAGUUGGCUGCUGCUGGUUGUCUGCGGAACAUACGCGAACUGGCGCUGCGUGCUGAGGAGUACAUGCUUAAGAUUGACGAGGACUAGACGCCAGUUGCUGGGUCGGUCGGCCUUUCAUCAUCCCCCCAUCAUUAAGAAAGUUUGGUGUUUCUUGUUCAAAUUGUUGCACGUGCAAAUAAACGUAAUCGGAUUGUUUGAAAACAUCUA
Scaptodrosophila lebanonensis is the source of this 2285-nucleotide messenger RNA. RefSeq names its product armadillo repeat-containing protein gudu (gene gudu). The record is from RefSeq and is a predicted model, not a curated record. Lineage: Eukaryota; Metazoa; Arthropoda; Insecta; Diptera; Drosophilidae. The coding region runs from base 162 to 2165 and encodes 667 amino acids. The transcript is spliced from 4 exons. Gene Ontology annotation, molecular function: protein binding.